UCUUUUCCCUAUUAUUUUUUUCUUUUAUCUCAGUUCCUCCUUGUUCUACCUCUCCAUCAUGCUGUUUCCUUCUUCAUUCCUCCUUUUCCUUUUCUUUUCCCUCUUAUUUUUCUCUUUUAUCUCAGUUCCUCCUUAUUCUACCUCUCCAUCAUGCUGUUUCCUUCUUCAUUCCUCCUUUUCCUUUUCUUUUCCCUCUUAUUUUUCUCCUUUAUCUCAGUUCCUCCUUAUUCUAGAUUUACAUUAUUAUAGGUAUGUAGUCCAGUAAAUAAUGUUAUAUUUACUCAAUCUCUGGUACGUUUUGUUCUCAUUUGGUACUUUUUACUGGUGCAAUCUGGUACUACUAAUAUUAAAACUGAGUGCCAAUACUGGUCAAGAGAAGAAGAAGAAGAAGACGAGCUACUGAACUUGAAUUACUUGAAGGUUUGCCGCCGCCUGCAGCGUUGGGUCACGCCAGUGCCGGUGCAGAAGUGAGGGUCUGAGGUGGUACUGUACUCAAAGCUCCCUGCGUCUUCGCUUCCGCUGACUUAUGUUCCAGUGGAGGCUGCAAGGCUGGGCAGCAGCCUGAGUGGCCGGGACCAGCAGGAGCAGACUGUCUCUGGUGUGAGGAUCAGGGGUGCUCAGAAGAGCCACCACCACUUUCACCACCACCACCAUUUUGCUGCUGGCAUCUCCAGCCAUAAAUGAAAGUGAAAGUUUGAGUGCAGGAAUACUUGAUACUGAGAACAAGUCCACACGUUGGUCAAGGAAACCAUGAGUACCAAGAGUGUGGGAAAAGACUCCCUGGGAAGGGUGACCUCACUAAGUACACCCACACACUCUGGAGGAAGACCUCAUCAAUGCCAUGAGUGUGGCAAAAAGUUCAGUAAAAAGAGUCACCUCAACACACACACUCUUACACACACUGGUGAAAGACCUCAUGAAUGCCAUGAGUGUGGCAAAAAGUUCACUCAGAAGAGUGUCCUCAACAAACACACCCUUACACACACUGGUGAAAGACCUCAUGAAUGCUGUGAGUGUGGCAGAAAGUUCAGUACAAAGAGUGUCCUCAACACACACACCCUUACACACACUGGUGAAAGACCUCAUGAAUGCCGUGAGUGUGGCAAGAAGUUCAGUCGUAAAGGUAACCUUAACACACACAUCCUUGGACACACUGGUGAAAGACCUUAUGAAUGCCGUGAGUGUGGCAAAAAGUUCAGUAUGAAGAGUAACCUCACCACACACACCCUUACACACACUGGUGAAAGACCUCAUGAAUGCCAUGAGUGUGGCAAAAAGUUCAGUAGGAAGAAUGACCUUAACACCCACACCCUUACACACACUAGUGAAAGACCUCAUGAAUGCCAUGAGUGUGGCAAAAGGUUCAGUAGUAUGAGGAAUCUCAAGAAUCACACCCUUAAUCACACUGGUGAAAGACCUCAUGAAUGCCAUGAGUGCAACAAAAAGUUCAGUCUUAAAUGUAACCUCAACACACACACCCUUACACACACUGGUGAAAGACCUCAUGAAUGCCAUGAUUGUGGCAAAAAGUUUAGUCAUAAUUGUGAACUCAAGAAACACAUGAUUACACACACUGGUGAAAAACCUCAUGAAUGCCAAGAGUGUGGCAAGAGAUUCAAUUCUAAGUCCAAUUUCAGCAAGCACAUCCUCAGACACUCUGAUCUGAGAGAGUUCGAGUGUGAUGUUUGUGGGAAGCAUUUCAAGGUGAAGGGGGAUAUUGCCAAACACAUGAAGAUCCACUUCCCCUGAGGUGCUGUGUUGUGCUCUACUUACCUCCAAGAGCGUCAACGUGCUGUUGGAAAAGUCACGGAACCUGUGAAUUGUGGGCAAAUAUUGAAAAUUGGGCGUGCGUCUGAUUAUAUGAACGAUGGCCGGCCGAGUGCACUUCGGCAGGUGUGGUGAAAUAAAUAAUGGCCGUUACUGAAGGGUUGAGGCAAAUGUGAGCAUUUUAUUUACAAAAAAAUGGAGGAAAAAGACGAAGAAAAAAAAAACAUACAUAGCCAGAGAAACAAACACGUACACAAUCACAGCUUAACUGCAGCUAUGAGGAUAAAAUAACAUAACUACAUAAUUCCACACUUUAUGCAAUACAAAUCUGCUGUUCAUACUAACUAGGCAAAUAUGCUCCUCCCCCUUCCUCAAUAACUGUGUGUGAUUGGCCAGUUCACCAGUAGGCCAUGCCCCUUCCCAGUAAGGGCCUCCUGUGAUUGGUGGAUACUCAGAGAGGUUGAAUCCUAUUGGUGUUUAGUGAGCAUCUGUGUGUGGGACUUAUUUACCAAGCCAGUCUGUGCCUCCUUCUGCAAUCUUCUUCCCCUUGUUCUUCAUAGCCUCUUUUGGUUGUUGUUGUAACUUAACUAACCCCUUGGAGGCUUUGAACUGUACGCUGUUUGGCCGAUUCUUCAAACGCUGUGUGAUUCGUCUACAUUUUUGCGGCUGUUUGUAUAUCUUGGGCCGUUUUUUAAAGUUUGGUUAGCCGGCUUUGUUGAUUCUUCUGCCUCAGUUAUCAUGGCGAGUUUGUAACGUGUCGGCUGAACGUGGAAAUCCAACCCUUCCAGCUCUGCCCUUAAAGAUGAAAGUCAAAGGGCCAAACAGCCACAUCACCAGCAUCACG
Molecule: messenger RNA, 2611 nt
Organism: Eriocheir sinensis (Chinese mitten crab)
Lineage: Eukaryota; Metazoa; Arthropoda; Malacostraca; Decapoda; Varunidae
Product: gastrula zinc finger protein XlCGF7.1-like
Exons: 2
Coding region: 751-1749 (332 amino acids)
Source: RefSeq, a predicted model, not a curated record